AGAGAGAGAGGGAGAGAGAGAGAGAGAGAGAGAGAGAGAGAGAGAGAGAGAGCUUCAGAGUCAAAUUCCUUCACCUAUAAACUCGAAUUCCCCAGUGACUUUCUACUACUACAACUUAAAAAAAAACACAGCCUGGAAAACAAGUGCAGUUCAAGGAUGCAAUACCUCAGCAUAACCAGCAGGAUGAGGGCUGUGCUGCUGCUGCUUUUGAUGUCUCUUCUCGCAGUUAAUACUGUAGCGGCUGGUGGAAAAAACAGGAAAGAGAAAGUCAAACCUCCCAAGUCUGGAACGGAAUGCACUGACUGGCGCUAUGGCAACUGUGUCCCUAGCAAUGGAGAUUGUGGGGUGGGCUUUAGACAGGGGUCAUGUGACCAACAAACCAGGAAGAUGAAAUGUAAAGUGCCCUGCAACUGGAAAAAAGACUUUGGAGCUGACUGUAAGUAUCGUUUUGGUAGCUGGGGAGAGUGUGAUCCAAGCUCUGGCUCACGGAUCAGAGUAGGGAUGCUGAAGAAGGCUCUAUAUAAUGCUGAGUGUCAACAGACUAUUUCUGUCUCCAAGCCUUGCCCUGGAAAAACCAAGACAAAGACCAAAGGGAAGAAGGGAAGGGGGAAGGAGAACUAAAGAAGGGAGGAGGAGAGGGGACACUCCAGCAAGCCGCAAGAUAGUCUUAUGGGACAAAGAAAGAGAAGGAGUAAUAGCCUGAUAGUGGCUCACAAGAAUGGAUUUACAAGUCUUUGCAGAGUAAAUCUUAAUACUCAAGGUUUUUUAAACCACAUGAGAAACACGAGAUAGGCUGUCAGAAGGAUAUCAAAUUUGUCACAAAAUAAUAAAAGUCAGUUUUUUCUGUUACUCGUUAUUGCAUCCUGAAGAGCUAGACCUUCUUCCUAACUACAGUUCCAUCUCACAUCAAGUAAAAUGGUCAAACCAGUCACUAUGCGUUAUGUUUAUCAGAAUGUAAAUCAUUCAAUAACUGUUAAUAAAAUAAAUGAGUGAAUAUAUGAAUAAAUAAAUACAUACAGU
Messenger RNA from Myripristis murdjan (pinecone soldierfish), 1020 nucleotides. RefSeq names its product midkine a (gene mdka). The record is from RefSeq and is a predicted model, not a curated record. The transcript is spliced from 6 exons. Gene Ontology annotation, molecular function: growth factor activity. The coding region runs from base 157 to 621 and encodes 154 amino acids. Lineage: Eukaryota; Metazoa; Chordata; Actinopteri; Holocentriformes; Holocentridae.